This is a messenger RNA of Pomacea canaliculata, 6965 nucleotides long. Its product is annotated as myogenesis-regulating glycosidase-like. The record is from RefSeq and is a predicted model, not a curated record. Gene Ontology annotation, molecular function: hydrolase activity, hydrolyzing O-glycosyl compounds. The transcript is spliced from 7 exons. NCBI's taxonomy places the organism in Eukaryota, Metazoa, Mollusca, Gastropoda, Architaenioglossa, Ampullariidae. The coding region runs from base 958 to 3150 and encodes 730 amino acids. Gene Ontology annotation, biological process: carbohydrate metabolic process.
CUCUUACCAAGCUCGCUGUUAGGGAGGGUCUGCAUGUGGGGAACUUUGCGAACUCCGUUUUCUGGACAGAGUCUCUAACGAGGGCGAAGUUGGGGAAGGUGACAGGGGAUGCAGCCAUCGCUGCUCGUUUCCUCACCGGGCCUCAAAGUGAUUUUGAUUCGUCGGGAAAUUUUGACAGGUUUCGUCUUCCCCUUCCUUCCAUUGUUGUUUGUCAGGCCGCCAUUCACAGGGUCUGCUACUCUUUCUCUACCGUCUCCGUCCCCUUGUUUCUCAUUCGGCUCCUGGUGUGUGACCCGAAGUGGCAAACAAGUUCGGUUUUGUCUGCUUGAGAACGUUUGGUGGUGACUUUCGCGAUUUUCUUUAACAAAUCGAGUUUGAUGAGCAAAGACGACGCAGGGUCUCGUCUUCAAUCCGAGAGGAAAAUGGAUGACACUGGGUUUUGGCAACAACGGGUGCAUGGAGAAUAGGAGUAGUUUUCAUCGUUCCCUCGGUUAGUUCUGGAGGUACUGAAGAAGAAAGUUUUGAGCAUUGAGGCAGGGUCAGUCCGUGCGACCAAAAAGUAGUUCAGUGUUACUUGUGGAUUCGAACGUGGAAGUGAUACGGAUGCUGCUUGUAUGAGAGACCUGCACGUGAUGGUAGAAGAAGAAAGUCUGCGUGCGACCGAGUAUCAAGAAGAAAAAAAUAGGUCAUCUCAGGUAGAAAUAAUGCGAGUUUAGCUCGAUAGAUCAAGAGGUGGAUAUCCAAAACAAUUUUCUGUUGUCAAAAUGUGAAUAGGAAAAUAGUGGGUGCUUCUGUGUGGUUGCCGACAACAUGUAUGUAACAGAAAUCAAACACAAAUACUUUUCUCGGGAGAGUUCUGAGUUUGCAAGUCCUCCCACGGGGAGUUUGAGAAUCUUCCUGUGAACCAAAUCCCGUCAGCAUCAUUUCUCGCCAGGAGUGAGGUCAAGACCAGGGGUCAUGUCUACUGCACCAACAGUGGCGCUGUCGAUGACGUUCGCCUUGUCGCCAACGUCUCCUGUGACGAUGGAUGACGCGGCGAUAAACAACAGACAUCGCGUUCGGCGCUCACCACCACCACCAUCACCAUCACCACAACAACCACUCUAUCCUCCGGAGGUCUCCAUCGCUGCCGCCGCUGCCAGAACUGAGUCAGUUAUCGUCUCUCCACUUCCCUCGCUCCCCUCCCGUCCUUCACAGGUCCACGUCUCAUGCAGCGGCGUCUUCCCCGCGAGUGGUCGUGGUCCCCAGGUCGCCAACUCCUCCCCCGCUCCGCCGGUCGUCGGAGCUCACGAUGUCCGCGAGAAACGGCGAGACAAUGCUGUUAUCGCCAGCAGCCCUGUCCCUCGCUCCUUAUCCUCCGCCGUCCAACUUGUCCUCCAAACCCCCGCAUGCGCCGUCUGUGCGUCGCUCCGCAUCGCACGUGUCAGCGUCCUCUCCACGGGUCGUCGUCGUCGUAUCCCGAUCACCCUCCCCGAACUUGGGUUCGAUCACAGCCUACAACCACCCGGCGAGAUUCCGGCGCGGCCAGGCCGUUGCCACGUCGACGUCAUCGCCGCCUGCAUCGGCACCCGUAGUGACGUCAUCCCGGGAAGACCCGACGAACUCCGAAAACGGACAGGAGGGAUCCUUCCCAGCAUCUCCCUCGUGGCCUCGGAGGGCUUCGGAACCGCACGUGGAACGACCGCUGUCCACACCCAGGACCCUGCUGUCGAGGUCGCUGAGUGCAGAAUCCUCAUCACCUGUAGCAGGAGGCCACAACUCAACUCGUCAGUCCUCAGUUUCGGUCGUCACGACGACGGGAGAGACGAAAUUUUUCUCUCUCUCCUCAUCGCCGUCUUCGUCCGAAGCCCCUACCCGUCAUUGUCUGUGAUUCAGCAGCUGUUAUCUUUCUUUCACCUCAACCCCCCCUUCAUUUUUGGAGAGAAUCAGAUGAGCAAGAAAGAGAUUUUGGCCAAGUAUCGGGUUCACAUCUUCGUGGUCGCCAUCUUCAUCAUCAGCGUGCUGUUCAUCUCCCUGGGCUGGUUCUACCGAGACAAGACCGAGCAGGAGGACUCGGCCCGCCAGAAGAUAUUCCUCGACCCCAGGAAGCGGAUACUGACCCUGUCUGAUGGUCAUGAUGAGGUCAGUGUCUUGCUGGGUCAGGACAUCCCGCAGUGGCAGCUGCCCAUGCACUGUCAGCUGGUGGAGGAAGACAACCCCAACUCCAAAGAAUGUUUGUGGAAAAACAACGCCGUGGUGCGGGUCAACUUCUUCCAGGAGCGAGUCGAUGGAGGGACGGACACAGUGGGAUGCUACAAUGUAUCCUGGGAAACCCUGAGAUCCUCCGUUGUUCCUUACGACUGCUUCAACCUGGGCACCGCCGAGUGGUACGGGCCGUCCAACCAGUCAGACGGCACGUGGCCCGUACAGGGAAACUUCUCCUACGUGCCCACCCCGUACCGAAUGGGCAACAACGGCGUCUUCAGCAACGUCUUUCAACCGUACUGGCUGUCUUCCACAGGGGUGGGUCUGCUGCUCAAUGCUGACGAGCCAAUCACCUUACAAUGGAAUACUUCGCGGCCCGGUUACCUGUGUGUUGUGUCUAACUACACUGGGCCUCUCUACGGACAAACAUAUCAAAGCAGGCUGCCCUUCCUUAACUACACCAUCUGUAACGGUCAAGAUAUUAACCAGACUCACCGAGUAAUGAAAACGCUCGUACGUGGAGCGACACCUGUCGACCUCAUUCCGAGGGAGGUUAUAUUGAACCCCAUAUGGUCAGCUAAGGAGUUAGCCGGCACGGAGCGUUAUAACGAGACCCACAUUCAAGACUUCGUCACCAAACUGAAGACGAAUGGCAUGAACUGCAGCUUGCUGGUGAUGGACGGGGACUGGCAAGAUAAGCACGGCGACUUGACCUUUGACCCUGCUCGCUUCGCAAACUUGGCUAACCUGACGGAGUUACUUCAGACUGCGUGCAGCCUCUCUCUGGAGGUCACCCCUUACUUUGACUACCGCUCCGUGGAAAACUUCCACACGGUGGUGGAGAACUUCUUCGUGCGGGACGACGGUGGACGGGUGCCGGGCCUGACCCGCUACCGCCAGACAAGGCCGGCGCCAUGGUGGACGUCACGCGACCGGAAGCACGCACGUGGUUCGGCAACUCCAUGAAACCGGUGCUGGACUUGGUCAAGCCUCGGAGCUUGAGGCUGGCCUACGGUCAGGAUGGAUGGCUGCCUUACCGCCCAACCUUCUCCGACCCGACCCUAUCGCUGCAAGGGUUCAAGCAGCUGGUGGGAGACUCGCUGUUUGACCCCAAGAGGGUUCUGAUCCAAGACCAUGCGGUCCUAUCCAAGCGCAGCCCGGGGCUGGUGGCGGUCAUGACUGACGUGGUGCGGAAGGACAACCGGCUGUGUCUGGACAACGCCAUCCAAAAGGCCCUGACGCUUGGCAUGCUGGGAUAUCCAUAUGUCCUGGCGGAUGGAUUGUCCGAGCACCUGACCGACUCUCCCCGAUCUUUUCAUCCGCUGGAUGCAGAUGGCGGCUUUCUUCCCAGCAUUUAAGUUUUCCUGGGCUCCCUGGUCGCAGUCAGAGGACGCUCUGAACCAGGCCAAGAACCUCAGUCUCCUGCACUCCACCCUCGUGAUGAGCACCAUUCAGUCUGAGAAAGUCGCCAGGGACGUGGGGGCCGGCCUGCCCAUCCUGCGGCCUGCCUGGUGGCUGGACCCAGCAAACCAGACUGUCCACGCCAUGGGUUUGAAAGACGAGUUUCUAGUGGGAGACGAACUACUUGUCGCACCCAUUCUGUGCGAAGGGGUGACAGUGCGGGACAUAUACGUCCCUCCUGGGGUCUGGGGAGACCGGUUGAAAAACAACAUCCUCGUGCAAGGCCCAAAAAUUUUGUACAACUAUCGAAUAGAACUGAACGAAGUCGCUUAUUUUGUUCGAAUGAAAGUGUACAAUGGAAAGGAGCGUUAAACUUCAGCUGUUGUUGUUGUUAUUAUUAUUUGUUCAUGACGUCUUUUCGUUUUCGACUGUGCAGAAAUGUUUAUGUUAGGACAUUUCGACAAAGGUUCGACCAAGAAAGUCGAAAUACGAUCAGACUGCUGUGCCACUGAAAAGACUGGUUUUGAAGCAAAAAUUGUUGAAAAAGACAGACUUGUGGUUCAUAGCUCACAGAACCGUGUAUACGUUCCGGUGAACUGUCGAGUCUUAAUGGGUUCUAUUACACUUAACAAGCAAAAGAAUAAUUUUUUUUUUUUUUUAACAAUGAUGCAUUUACUAUCUGCUUUUAAUGCAAUUUUUUUUUAUUAGAAAUUAUCAUGUUGAGAUAAAAUAUUUGAAUGAGAAGUAGAAUUAGUAGAUUAUAAUUGCGCCGAGGACAAAUUGAAACUUGAAAAUCUUGACGCGCACCGUCGCCAGUAGAGUAUGUAAAUACUUCUUACCUGCUCAGGAACCAAAGGGACCACAAGGAAUCGCAUGCUAGGACCAGGUGUGAAAUCACAACGAGGUAGAAGCACUUUCCCGUUUAAACCAGCUCGCAAUGACAGGCUAAGUAGCCAGCAAUUGUUCUUAGUAUGAAUGACCCAAACAUUGAGAAUAUUGAAAAAUAGUUUUUAGAUGUCUAGACAUUAUCAUAUUUUAGGCGGAUUUUUUUUUUUUUUUUUUUUUUUUUUUUUUUUUCUCAAGUGGAUAACGUAUUUGUUGUGAAAAUGCAGUCCGAUCGUGUUUGAUAUGAUUACUUUUCGAGUUUGUUAGAACAGGUCUUGUCACGAUGAGAGCCAAUUAAAGAAAGAUUUACACUUUUACAGGAUUUUCAUGAAAAUUUUACCCAAAACGAAAUAAAGCACCGAUACUACACACACCGUAGUAUCCUCGGUUUCUGUUUAAAAUUUAAUCAGACUUAAAACGAGAUGGAGAGGUAAGUGAGAAUGAGAUGUAUGUCGGAUGCAUACUUUGUCUCAUGCAACGAUUUCAGCUGAAAUGGUUCAGAGUUCAAAAUCUGAGUGAGAAAGCUGAGAAAACGGGAAAGUUCUUAGAAAUGAUUUCAGAGUUUACUCAAACAAGAAGACAAUCUGAUCCAAGGAAAGAACCAGAACAAGACUAAAUUCUGUGGAUUGUUGCCACCUGUAGGAAAGCUACGUAGUCUGCCUGGAUGUUUUUUCAGUUUCCGAAUCUUUUGCCCCACUGUGAAAAAUUGCAAUCACGAGUACUUUAAUCUCGACUAAACACUCGUUCAAGAGUUUAUUUUUUAACGAAUCUGAUAGCAUAACUGCAAGAAACUGUUAAAUAUUUUCUUUGAACUGCGAGAACAAAAAACAGUUUUGAUUAGGAUUUAAAAAAAAAGAUAUUUAAAAUAUUUCAACAGGAUUGUAAAAAGAAUUACUCCAAAAUUGCAAAAAAUGUAAAAAAAAAAAUGUCAACAUGAAUACAUGAUCCCAAGUAAAAAUAUUUUUUUAUGAAUAAUAAAAGGACCACAAAACAUUUGCAUAUAGAAUGUAUGUUGGUGUAUGUUGUAAACUUGUUUCCUACGAAAAAAGAUAAUUUUGUUUAGUAUUUCUUUCUACGCUGAGAAACAAUGAGAAGGAUAGUGUGUUGAUUAUCGUGGACAAAGCUUAUGUAAAUAGUUAAUUUUUAUUCCUCUUUUUCUUUCUUUCUUUUUAUCUUUCUAACUUGUCUUUUUUAUUUCCUUUUAACUUUGUUUUGUUGUGUUCCGCUGUGUAACGAGGGUCUUUUGUUGAGAUCAGUGUCCUGAGGCAACAGCCAGUCGUGGAGGGGGGGCGUCUUUCGUCAAAAGUAUGAAAGUAUUUCUUAUGUAUUGUUCUCUUUCUAUAUAUAUGGGAUCUUGCAAGCAUAUCACAGUGAAAUUUGGUAUAAUCCCCGAAACCUUAAAACAAUUGCGUGUAAUUGAGGAAAGGAUAGAUGACAGUGUGACUGAGGAAGGGUCAGACGAUGUAUGCGAUCUUGUAUCGGUUGCUCAUCGUUCAUUUUUUUAAAUAUUUGUCACGUGAUGUGAAUUUGAAUCAAACACUGUUUUGAAUUUUCUGACACUUGUAUUCCUUUUGGCAUGGAAUCACAAAAGAACUCUCUUUUUUCUCUUUCUAUUUCAUACACCCUCCCUCAAAAGUGUUCCCCUCUCUGCUGUAUCUAUUACUCACUCACACACACAAACACACCAACACCAGCUUGAUAGGAGCUGUGGUCAGAAUGCAGUAAAACAAAAUUCUUUUUGUAGGGAAGGACCUCAGAUUGAAAUGGCAGAUAUCCGUAUGACAUUCAAGCAGAUCAUGUUUCUUGUUCAUCGAAUUGUUUUAUUUUUAAGUUGCAGGUGCACCCUUAAAAUGAUGAUUGUGAAUGUGAAAGAAUAUGUACAAAAAUGAGUUUAUGCUUAUACUGAGACUCCAGACAAAUAUUUUGUCAAGGUUGUUUUUGUUACCGGUUUUGAUGUAUCGUUAAGAAGCUGAUGAACAUAUUCUUUAUUAUACUGAACCAGUCUUCCAUGAUGCUGAUGUUAAAUUAAUGAAACAGUAACAUCCAUCGGGACAGACCUUGAUAUAUCAAAAAUGAAUAAGCAUAAAUUAAUAAAAAUGUCUGCUGAUGUCACGCUAAAGGUUUCAUUCAAAUGUUUAUUUAAAGAAGGAAUAAUAAGCUGUGUGUGAUGAAAUAAAGAAAGGUAUCAAGUGCAUAGAACAGUUUAGCUCGAAAUCUUAAUCAGUCUUGUCUUAAUUUGUCUUUGGCAUAAAAACCCUUCAGCACACUAAGACAAAAGAUUGUUACAUACUCACACGUGUACAGUGUGUGCAAGAAGACAUGUUCAUAGCAAAGUCAGAUGAGAAGCAAGAUACAAAUCAUUGUCAUUGCAAGAAUAAGAAAAUUAUCCGAGUUUAGAAGGAUGCUGUGUACGUUUUGAUGUAUUAAACAUUCUUCAAAGCAGGUGCCCGACUAAAACAAACACUCGACAACGAAAUAAAAGCGAUGAAAAAAGC